CUGUUCAUGCUGCGGCCGCUGGAGAGAAACAUGAAGUUACUGUUUGCUGCUGCGCUUAUCGCGGGCUCCGUGAUCUUCUUGCUCUUCCCUGGGAGCUCAGUGGCAGAUGACAAGAAGAAAGGGCCGAAGGUGACCGAUAAGGUAUACUUUGAUUUAAAGAUCGGUGAUGAGGAAGUAGGACGUAUAGUAAUCGGUCUUUUUGGAAAAACUGUUCCUAAAACGGUUGAAAACUUUGUAACCUUGGCAACCGGAGAGAAAGGAUAUGGUUACAAAGGCAGCAAGUUCCACCGUGUGAUCAAAGAAUUUAUGAUCCAAGGAGGAGAUUUUACUCGUGGAGAUGGUACUGGAGGAAAAAGCAUUUAUGGAGACAGGUUUCCAGAUGAGAACUUCAAGCUAAAGCACUAUGGCCCAUUUUGGCUUAGCAUGGCUAAUGCUGGCAAAGACACUAACGGUUCUCAGUUCUUCAUUACAACUGUCAAGACUCCAUGGCUUGAUGGGAAACACGUGGUGUUUGGCAAAGUUCUGGAAGGCACGGAAAUUGUGCGAAAGAUUGAAUCCACUAAAACAGAUGGUCGGGAUAAACCACUUAAAGAUGUGGUGAUUGCAGACUGUGGAAAGAUUGAGGUGGAAAAGCCAUUUGCAAUUGCCAAAGAGUAACUUAAGUUGAGAGAAGCCCUUGCUGCCUACUGGGUAAUCACAGACCUGAGGACUUCCCUGAAAGCUCCAAGCUGUGUGUAUCCUGUAGCCUUCUUACUCUUCACUAAAAGAGGAUGAAAAAUAAAUCAUGACCAGAAGCUUCAGGCACAUAUCACAGGUCUGUCCUUUUACCCAUGAACUUCAGUUACUAAAAUGAGUGGCCAGAAGGUAAAUCCACUUUUGUCCCAAGGAUCAGGAACAAAUAAUUGAAUUAAACAUUCCAUCCACUACAUAUUUGUACUCAAAUUUGAAAUGGACAUGUACAAUAACCGUUGGGUCGAAUAAAAACCAUUUCUAUUA
Xenopus laevis (African clawed frog) is the source of this 996-nucleotide messenger RNA. RefSeq names its product peptidylprolyl isomerase B L homeolog (gene ppib.L). Gene Ontology annotation, biological process: protein folding. Gene Ontology annotation, cellular component: melanosome; cytoplasm; endoplasmic reticulum lumen. The record is from RefSeq and is marked provisional. Lineage: Eukaryota; Metazoa; Chordata; Amphibia; Anura; Pipidae. Gene Ontology annotation, molecular function: peptidyl-prolyl cis-trans isomerase activity; cyclosporin A binding; isomerase activity.